Messenger RNA from Trichoderma harzianum CBS 226.95, 1965 nucleotides. RefSeq lists its product as hypothetical. The record is from RefSeq and is a predicted model, not a curated record. NCBI's taxonomy places the organism in Eukaryota, Fungi, Ascomycota, Sordariomycetes, Hypocreales, Hypocreaceae. The coding region runs from base 1 to 1965 and encodes 654 amino acids. The transcript is spliced from 3 exons.
AUGCUGGAGCCGCCUGUUGAGCUGGAGCUCCCAACUGUAAUCGAACGUGUCGAGCCCAUCAAGCGCCAAACUCCCAAGAGAAUCACUCCCAAGAAAAUGGAGGCCUUUGAGACGCCAGCAACGCCCGCGAGCCAUGCUGUAAAGCCCCCUAGCACAGAGAUGCACCCCAGCAAAUUCCACCCAACUACCGCCGAACCAUCGUCUGCCCUUAGAUUGGGCUUCGCAGAUAUUGAAGACACACGACGGCGCGAUAGCUCUCAUGGAGCAGGCCUUCAAUCCACCCCGUCCAAAGUUGGCGGUGUGCCCUCUUCUGCUUUCACUCUUCGUGUGCCUGCUGGCACCACCGCCGGCCAACUGGGCUUAGGGGCUGAAGCCCUACGUGUUUUGGAGGGCCUCAAGGAAAAGGCUGCCGAAUACAAAGCCGAUCUCAUCGCCAACAGAGGAAACGACUCAUCGGCCGCGUCCACCGAUGCCAAUGGCCGCACAAUUGCUAAACCAAAGGGAAAAUCGGGAAGGUUUAGUGCGGCUCAUAUGGCUGAAUUCAAGAAGAUGGAUUCCAUUGAAGGACAUGCCUCUGCUUGGAGAGCACAAGAAGGAAGAUUCGUUCCCGUUGUCAACCCUGGCAUUAAACGGUCUCUAUCCAAGGCCAACCUGGACACCCCUCAGAAAAACACAAAGCAAACUGGAAGGCAGCCUUCGCUCUCGGCCAAGAGAGUAAAGAAGAGCGCAGAAGACGACGCUUCGACAACCCGCCCUAUGUCGCGAGACACGACGUCUGUUCCCCGCCCGUUCUCCAGCGUCAAGAAGCCUGCCGCUUCUAGAAUUGCUCGACCUAGCCUUUCUCGCUUGAUGAGCCCGACAAAGUCGUCCAUCGGUCGCUUCACUAGCCCUGGAAAGUCUGAAGCGGCUCCUGCUGCUGUUACAUCAUUGCCGCAGCCAAUCUUCAAGCUACAAGGCGAGGCCAAGGAGGCCAAGGAGGCCAAGGAGGCCAAGGAGGCCAAGGGACCGAAGGAACUCAAUGUUACCGACACGCCUAUGAGGCGAUCGGUGAUGAAGUCCGUGUUCGGAAGCAGCAUAUUCUCGCCUAGAAGACGGAGUGCUAUCCCGCAGCCAGUCAGCACCACUGCGCAGACGCCGCCAGCUUCCUCUCGCUUCUCCAAUCUGAACAUUACCCGACUUGCUGCCACUCAGCCCACGAAGAAGUCUGUCAAGCAUGUCACUUUUACACCAGAAGUUACGAGAACCAUUUUUGAUCCAGACUCUCCAUCGCCUCACAAGUCGAACACUACUAAGAAGGCUUUGGAGCGCACUGAAGUCGAGAAAGCCCUGGAAGAAGCGAAAUCAUCGGGCGAUAUUGCCUAUCCCGAUUUAUCCAGCUACAAGCAUCUGCUUGACUCCAACACUGAGGAGGUCAUCAAAUCUCCUUUUCCUUCGGUUCCAGGCAGAUUUACGUUCCGAAGUGAUCACACAAUCAAGUUUGGAAACCCAUCGCCAUCCGGCUUUGGUGCCUCUCCCGGCCAGUCGAGCGUGCGACAUGUGCGCAAUUCUAUCAAAGCCACAUCGGACAUGCCCGGCAGCUUUCCUGAUCCAGUUUCGCCGAGCUCUCACCCGAAUAAAGAGAACACGGCGCCUUCUCCGGCCAAGGUGCUUCCAGGAGUUCCACACGGAAUGGCCAACAAGAAGCGUCAUCGCGCCAGCUCGACUGAAGAGGACGCUGACAAGGAGGCAGCUGAUCGCGCUGGGAAGAAGGCCAAGAGUAGCCACGUUCCUGAGGGACAGGCUUUGAUGGCUCCUCGUCUUCUAGGUAAAUCACCCUCCAUCUCCGCCAACGCAAAGAAAGCCGCCGGCAAAACCCCAGUUCGUCCGAUUAGUCGAGCUGUUAGCUCGGCAUCGACUUCGAAGAAGAGACCAACACUGAGCAUGAGCCGCCUUAACAUGCUCGCCCGCCCAAAGAACCGCGGUUAG